Messenger RNA from Xenia sp. Carnegie-2017, 806 nucleotides. RefSeq names its product transient receptor potential cation channel subfamily A member 1-like. Bases 1 to 642 code for a protein of 213 amino acids. The record is from RefSeq and is a predicted model, not a curated record. Lineage: Eukaryota; Metazoa; Cnidaria; Anthozoa; Malacalcyonacea; Xeniidae. The transcript is spliced from 5 exons.
AUGAGGAAAACUUCUUUCACACUAAUCAAGGUCAUGGGUCUUUUAAUAUUUUUCUUGGUCGCUUUUGCUGCCGCUUUUACAGUAAUAAUGAAUGAUAGACAGGGAUUUGAGACGUUUGGCGUGUCUAUCUUAACUGGAGCAACGAUGACGAUGGGAGAGUUUGAUUUUAAAGAGACAUUUCUCGGUGACCACUCUGAUUACAACACAUUUUAUCCAUUACAGUUGGUCCUCCUUGUUGGUUUUCUCGUCGUUAUGCCUAUCAUUAUUAUGAACCUUCUGCUUGCCCUUGCCAUUGAUGGUACCAACAAUAAGGUUAUGCAACACGCUAAGCAGCAGAAACACGUUCAAACGGCGGAAAUGAUAAUUGACAUGGAACGGAAGUGGUCUUUAUUUCCAUGGCGAAGUAGAAAAACACUCAUACCUUGUUUCCAGGAGAGACCCAAUAAGACAUCCAACUUUACCCGCGCAGUUUGGGAUUUUAUGUUUUACGGUCCGGAUGUUUUUACAGAUGUACUCGAUGAGAACCGGGAAGAAAUGGGAAAGAAGCAAGACAUGUCAGCGUUGUUUGAAAUGGUGAAAGAACUGCAAAACAGAAUGCUGUUUUGCAAAAGCAGAAUGCUGUUUUGCAAAAUAAAAUGUUAGAGAUUCAAAACGAAUUUACAAUGGAAAGGAAUCGAAGAUCAAUGGAGUAUGUCCGAAUGAGUCAAGAUAAACGAAACGCUACUACUGAAUUUCGAGGUUACAGUGAGAGCAUAGAAACCUUUAAUCCAGAGGAGACAAGAGCAACAUGAGUCAGAUUGUAAAGA